UCAGGUAUCCCACCAUGGAUGGGCCAAAUAACUGUCCUUCACCAAAACUUCACACAAGACUCAGGCUGUGGGAGUUUGCAGACCGUUAUGUAUUUGAACCAGUUGAUGGUCUAGCUGACCUGUUGCUGUCAGUUAGCCGGGUUAAUGGAUCAAUGAAUCUAAUAGAAGAGUUGCCACAGCGUGGCCCCUCUACGAACCCAAAAGUUCAAAUAGUAUUUGGUGUGAUAGGAGUGCUCAAACUUGCAGUUGGGACAUAUCUUCUGGUGAUCACUGACCGUGAUUGUGUUGGAUCCUACUUGGGGCAUGCAGUUUUCAAAGUGAUAGGCCUAAGAGUUCUCCCAUGCAAUAGUUCCAUUAGUGCUUCUGCCGAGCAGAAAAAUGUGGACACAGAAUUUUCGGAACUCCUGGAUGCUGCAGAGAGGACAAUAGGCCUGUACUUCUCCUAUGAUUCCAAUUUGACAGUAACUUCACAGAGGCUACAUGAACUAGGUGAUGAAUUCAAGUCACUUCCACUUUGGAGACAGGCAGAACCAAGAUUUCUAUGGAAUGGCUAUUUGUUGGAGCCACUUAUUGAGAACAAAAUGCACCAAUACUUGUUACCUGUCAUCCAAGGAAGUUUUCAGAGUAUUCAUGCAGAAGUUAGGUCAGAAAAGGUAAAUGUAACUCUGAUUGCACGAAGGUGCACAAGGAGGAUAGGUACGCGGAUGUGGAGGCGAGGAGCUGAUCCAGAGGGUUAUGCUGCAAACUUUGUUGAAUCAGAGCAGAUAAUGCAAUCAAAUGGAUUUACAGCAUCCUAUGUACAGGUUCGAGGUUCUAUGCCUUUUCUUUGGGAGCAGAUUGUUGACCUGACAUAUAAACCCAGUUUUGAUGUUGUAAGAGUAGAAGAGGCGCCACGUGUACUUGAGCGGCACUUUCAUGAUUUACAAAAGAAAUAUGGAGCUGUUGUAGCUGUUGAUCUUGUCAACACACAUGGUGGUGAAGGCCGUCUCUAUGAAAGAUAUGCAAAGUCUAUUGAACCUAUACUCAGCGAAGAUAUAAGAUUCGUGCAUUUUGACUUCCAUAAAAUCUGUGGUCAUAUUCAUUUUGAGCGCCUUUCUCAGCUCUACGAUCAAAUUGAGGAUUAUCUCAAGAAGCACAAGUACUUCCUCUUGAGUGAUAAAGGUGAGAAAAUUGAGCAGCAAACCGGCACUACAAGAACAAAUUGCGUCGACUGUUUAGAUCGCACUAAUGUAACUCAGAGCAUGAUUGGGAGAAACCUUCUGGAAAGCCAGCUCCAACGAAUAGGGGUUUUUGGUGCUAAUGAUACAGUCAGUAACUUUCCAGAUUUUGAUGCAAAUUAUAAAGUUUUGUGGGCCAAUCAUGGAGAUGCAAUAAGCACUCAGUACUCUGGAACUCCGGCUUUGAAAGGAGAUUUUGUUCGGUAUGGGAAGCGAACUACUCAGGGAAUUUUAAAUGACCUAUGGAAUGCACUUGCUAGAUACUACCUGAACAACUUUGCAGAUGGUACAAAGCAGGAUGCCAUGGAUCUUCUUCAAGGACAUUACAUCUCCUCUGUUAGUAGGGACAUGGCCGCUCCAGUUAAAGAAGGACUUCUCGAGAAUUAUGCUUCAUUCGGCCUUGCUUUCGCGUUGAUUUUGGUAGCUGUUAUGUUCAUGAUCAUAUCACUGAGACAAGCACGGAAUGAUGCCCGCCACUUGGUGCUGUCACUUCUGUGGGCUGGUCUUUGCAUCGGCAUAUCGCAAUAUGUCAAAACCAAUGGCCGUAUGUUCUGCAAUCGACCACGUUUCCACCAGUCACGCCAUUGAUCGGUGCAGACAGAUCAUUUCUACAUCAUGGGAGCUUGACAACUUGCUGCAACACCAAUUUUGUGAAGAUUCUAUUCAUUUCAUUCUUUCCUAAAGAACUUGUAUUCCUCAAUUUUGUUUCUAUCCCUUAUAUAUUUUGCACAUUGUUGCUAUGCAAAUCGCCUCUAAACAUGUUGUAUCACCGACAUAUAUGUCGCUCAGCCCGUCAUGAUGAUGUCUUCCCAUA
This is a messenger RNA of Panicum virgatum (switchgrass), 2031 nucleotides long. RefSeq names its product phosphoinositide phosphatase SAC7-like. Gene Ontology annotation, cellular component: endoplasmic reticulum. Gene Ontology annotation, molecular function: phosphatidylinositol-4-phosphate phosphatase activity. The record is from RefSeq and is a predicted model, not a curated record. Gene Ontology annotation, biological process: phosphatidylinositol dephosphorylation. The transcript is spliced from 18 exons. Bases 15 to 1805 code for a protein of 596 amino acids. Lineage: Eukaryota; Viridiplantae; Streptophyta; Magnoliopsida; Poales; Poaceae.